Molecule: messenger RNA, 1621 nt
Organism: Neurospora tetraspora
Lineage: Eukaryota; Fungi; Ascomycota; Sordariomycetes; Sordariales; Sordariaceae
Exons: 2
Coding region: 112-1518 (468 amino acids)
Cellular component (GO): endomembrane system
Molecular function (GO): GDP-Man:Man(1)GlcNAc(2)-PP-Dol alpha-1,3-mannosyltransferase activity; alpha-1,3-mannosyltransferase activity
Source: RefSeq, a predicted model, not a curated record
UGCCGGGACAGGCUCCCUAUCACUAUCAAUGACAUCGCAUCUCCAAAGGAGAGGGACACGUCCAUUGCACAAACACUCCGUCAAGACACUUUGCGACAUUCACAUGUCAAGAUGGCGGGUGUCAGCGAGAAAGAGAAAAAGACAAUAGUCUUUCUCCAUCCCGACCUGGGAAUCGGCGGCGCAGAAAGAUUGGUGGUCGAUGCAGCCGUAGGUCUUCAGAACCGUGGCCAUAAGGUGGUCAUCUUUACGAGCCAUUGCGAUCCCAGACACUGCUUCGACGAAGCUCGCGAUGGAACCCUCGACGUCCGCGUCCGCGGCAACUCCCUAAUCCCCCCCUCUCUCCUCGGCCGCUUCUCCAUCCUCUGCGCCAUCCUCCGCCAACUCCACCUAAUCCUACAAAUCACCCUCCUAACCUCCGAACUACGCACCCUCUCUCCCUCCGCCUUCUUCGUCGACCAACUCAGCGCCGGCCUCCCCCUACUCAAACUUCUCGUCCCGACCUCUCCCAUCUUCUUCUACUGCCACUUCCCCGACCUGCUCCUCGUCCAGGGGCGCCAAAAAUGGUACAAACGUCUCUACCGCCUGCCCUUCGACACCUGGGAAGAAUGGUCCAUGGGCUUCGCCGAUUCGAUAGCCGUCAACUCGUCGUUUACCAAGGGGAUCGUCUCCCAAACAUGGCCCGGUCUGGCUAGCAAGCGCAGCUUGGAAGUAGUCUACCCGUGCAUUGACGUGCGCUCUACGUCGUCGGACCAAAAAACCGACAACGACGAAGGAGUCCUACCCUGGACCAAAACGGGCAUUAUUCUCUCCAUCAACCGCUUCGAGCGCAAAAAGGACAUUGCUUUGGCAAUCAAGGCCUUCGCCUCCCUUUCCCCUCAACAAAGAGGAAAAGCGAAAUUGAUUAUUGCGGGAGGGUAUGACAACCGCGUACACGAAAACGUGUCCUACCACGCUGAGCUGGUGGACCUAGCCGAGGGGGCUCCCUUCCACUUGAAGACGGCAACAGCCAAAACGGUCGUUUCGGCGCUUAACACGGCGCCAGACGUGGAAGUGUUGUUCCUCCUCUCGGUACCCAACACCCUCAAGGAAAUCUUGCUGCGGUCAGCCAAGUUGUUGGUCUACACGCCAAGCAACGAACACUUUGGUAUUGUCCCGCUCGAAGCCAUGUUACGCGGCGUGCCAGUGUUGGCGGCGAAUAAUGGUGGGCCGACAGAGACGGUGGUGGAGGGGGAGACGGGGUGGUUGCGGGACCCGAAUGAAGUAGGGGAGUGGGCCAAGGUCAUGGAUCGGGUGUUGAAUGGGAUGGGAGAGGAGGAGUUGAAGAAGAUGGGGAGGAAGGGGGUGGAGAGGGUGAGGGGUAGGUUUGCGGAUACGCAGAUGGCGGAGAGGUUGGAGGAGAUUAUUGAGAGGAUGCCGAGGGGGAAGGGACAGCGGAAUGGGAUGGUGGUGGUGGUGGUGGGUGCGGUAGUGGCGGCUUUUGCGGGGGUCGUUACUGCUUUGUAUUUGAAGCUUUGGUGAGCAGGGUUUUGAGUAUAUGUUCUUGGUAUAGACUAGCUAGGGCGAUGCAUUGUUUAGAGAUACCUGGUAUUGGUGUCCUUGGUCCGCAGAAUAAUAUUCAUAU